This is a messenger RNA of Cyprinodon variegatus (sheepshead minnow), 1718 nucleotides long. It is a transcript of the gene ppcs, whose product is annotated as phosphopantothenoylcysteine synthetase. Gene Ontology annotation, biological process: coenzyme A biosynthetic process. The transcript is spliced from 4 exons. Lineage: Eukaryota; Metazoa; Chordata; Actinopteri; Cyprinodontiformes; Cyprinodontidae. Gene Ontology annotation, molecular function: phosphopantothenate--cysteine ligase activity. The record is from RefSeq and is a predicted model, not a curated record. Bases 91 to 1044 code for a protein of 317 amino acids. Gene Ontology annotation, cellular component: nucleus; cytoplasm.
CAUAGAGUGUCAGCUGAGCGCUUUCAGGAAGUGCUCAAGUAAAAGAGGAUAACAACGCUGAAGUGAGAACAAAAACAUCUUUUAUCAAAAAUGGCCGAGCCCAAAAUAUCUUCCAUCGACGGAAAGUUGGCCGAAGAGUUUGCUGUUCCCUCCCAUGUGGAGGAGGUCAAGGAGAAGAUGGCCACUUUCGCCACUCAUCAUGCCCAAGCAGGUCGCAGAGUUGUCCUCAUCACGUCAGGAGGCACCAAAGUCCCCUUGGAGUCACGCACCGUCCGUUUCCUAGAUAACUUCAGCAGCGGGAGGCGAGGAGCCUCCUCGGCCGAAUACUUCCUAGACUCAGGCUACGCCGUCAUUUUCCUGCACAGGCACCGUUCUCUCUAUCCCUACACUCGCAUGUUUCUAACCAUCAACAUGCUGGACGCCCUGCAGUUCAGGGGAGGAGAAGGAGGCGGUGAGGUAGUGGUGGACCAGCAGGUACUCCCGGACAUUGGCAGAGUACUAAAGCGGUACAACGAAGUUAAGGACGGAGGACUUCUCCUUCCCAUCGAAUUCAACACUCUUUCAGAGUAUCUGCAUUUACUAAAAGCAGCGGCACAGGCGCUCAGCACUAUAGGAUCAAAGGCCAUGUUUUACCUGGCUGCAGCCGUGUCUGAUUUCUACAUACCCGCCUCAGAGAUGCCUGAACACAAAAUCCAGUCUUCCAACGGGCCUCUUCAGCUCAGCAUGAAGAUGGUUCCUAAGAUCUUGUCACCCCUCGUUAAGGACUGGGCGCCUCAAGCGUUUGUCACAUCCUUCAAGCUGGAGACGGAUCCCAGCAUCCUGCUCGACAGGGCCCGGCGAGCCCUGGACACGUACAGACACCAGGCGGUGGUCGCCAACGUGCUGGACUCCCGGCGGGGUUACGUGGUGGUCGUGACCCCGGAGACCCAGGCUGAGCUGGUCCUCACUGAGGAGGAGGUGAAGAAGGACGUGGAGAUAGAGGAGAGGAUUGUGAGCAACCUCACAUCAGCGCACAGCAGCUUUAUAACUGGCUCACAGAAAUAAUGAGCUUAACUUGUCCUGAUUAGGAUUAGUUCAUACCUGAUUUUCCCUCUACAGUCAGUUUAUGAAUACAAACAGAUCCAGCCGCUUGUUGUGCGUGUUUGAAUGUUUAUUCAGGUUAUCAGUAAAAUAUGCAUGAUGUGUGGAUUGUUAACUGAUAAUGAACGUGUACAUCAGUGCGGCUGCAGCUCCACACAGUCUGGACUCGCUCCUGGUUACUUAAGCUUGGUGCUUUUCUUGACGCCGGCCCGAAUACCAGACACUUCUCCACCAUAACGAGUUUCCUCCCGACGAACCUCCCGAACCUGGUGAGAAGAAUCUGGUUCAGUACCUGAUGACCCCCAGAAAGCUGUUGAUGUUCUAAUCCAUGCGUGUGAUACCAACCUGUCCCUUUCUGCGGAUUUUGGCCCGCCGGUACUUUUCUCUGUGUUUGACUCUGGGAUUACGGUCUAUCUUCUUUCUCUUGGGUGUCAGCCCCUUGUUCUUGGCCAUCUGUGAAGGUAUCACAUUUAAUGAUUGUUUUAGGUAUGAAGAGCUAUUCACAUACAUGAGUGGUCGUUGACUCCUGAGACAAUUUCCAAAUAAAACUGAAGCACCAAAUGUUUCUGCUGUCCAACUACUCACUGCAGAUUACAUCAGCGAGACCCAAAGGAGAGUAAAAAUGUUCAAUUAAAAGG